Messenger RNA from Lodderomyces theae, 2184 nucleotides. RefSeq names its product protein disulfide isomerase. Bases 1 to 2184 code for a protein of 727 amino acids. Lineage: Eukaryota; Fungi; Ascomycota; Pichiomycetes; Serinales; Debaryomycetaceae. The transcript has a single exon. Gene Ontology annotation, biological process: protein folding. The record is from RefSeq and is a predicted model, not a curated record. Gene Ontology annotation, cellular component: endoplasmic reticulum. Gene Ontology annotation, molecular function: protein disulfide isomerase activity.
AUGAAGUUGUGGGGCCCGAGCUUGCUAUGUUUUACUGCAAGCACCAUACUAGCCGGCAACGUACACCUAGAUAAGCGAUCGCCAGAUUCAGCCGAGCCCGGUGCUGGUGGAGCGGGCGCUCCACCAGUUGAAAAAUCACCAGACAAUAUUGAACUUCCACCAACUUUGGACACAGCAGAAUUUGAUGCAGUCACUGGCCAAAAGCUCACCGUUGUCGAAUUCUACUCGCCAUAUUGCCACCAUUGCAAAAGUUUCUUCCCCACAUGGCAAAAGGCGUACCGGACAUUCAAAUCGAAAUUUGCCAAUUCAAAUACUGACAUGCGACAAGUGAAUUGUGUUGAAAAUGGUGAUUUGUGUGAACGUGAACAGAUUGAGUUUUACCCAAACAUUCUCUUAUAUGCUCCGAUUUUGGACAAGGAUGGCAAACCCACCGGCAAAUCAAAGAACAUUGGCUCGUUUCCAAGGACAUUGGAAAAAAAUGAACCGAAUUUACUCAGCUACAUCCAGGAAUCAAUAGCUGAUUACGACCCAGCUUCAUCCAGUAUGCCCUCGGCUUCAAAAGAGAUGAAUGUAGAUGAAAUGUUGAAAGCUAUUAGUGGAGAAAUCACCAAACCCAUAUUUGUCUCAUUCUGGCAAGCAAAUAAAAAACAGUGGGACAGUGUCGACCUUGGAGGGAAAUUGAGAUUUGGCGAGAAUUGUGUUGACUGCUUGGAAUCCAAGCAGCUGUGGGAUAAAUUGAGCAACAAGAUUGUUUCAUUGGCAGAUACAGGUCAUUUGCUAUGUCAAGACUAUCCCAAAAUUUGUGAAAAAUUGGAAUUAAAUCUGUUUGAAAAUGGAAAAAGGUCAUUGCCGAAAUUCAUCAUGUUUUUGCCCAAGGAUAGAAUGACUAUAAGGUUUGAUUACGAUGGCCCAAUAGAUGUGGACAAGAUGAAAUGGUGGGUCAACAAGCUAUUUGUCAAUAGUGCAUACGAGGUUGUUUCAGCAAGAGGCAUUACUGAGGUUAUGGAAUUUACAAAAGUGUUGAGACACGAGCCAUUUGCACAAAACUACCCAUUAAAGAGUAAAGUAACGGUUGUGUUUUUUUUUGAUGUGGAUAAUGUAACUCCAGAGGAUGAGGCAGUGUUGCCAUACAUGUUGCGUACGUUACAGAAGUCACCAUUCAAUAUCCAAUUAUACAAGGGUAAACAUAAGCGGAUUCUUGAGAAUAUUCAGACCCUGGGUGAAAACUUGAUUCCAUACAUCAACUACGACGAGCUGGAAAAAUAUGAAUUCAACGAAGCUAUGCAAAUCGCCACUUCGAUCACCAAUGUGCCUACAAUUAUCGUAUUGAAGGACAAUUGCUUGAUUCCGGAAAUUUAUCAAAAUUUUGCUCUUGAACAAAUGAGAAAAUAUGACGAGAUUGAAAAAUUCCUUGAACGUGCACAGUACCCAUUCAUUGGAGAGUUGACUCCUGAAUUGGUGUCGACAUAUUUUGUUGAUUACGAUCAAGUUGACGAUGUCAAAGGUGCAAAAGUAGUAAUCAUCUUUGUUGAUUUGGAUGAUUUGAAACAAACUGAUGAAGCUUUAUACAAGUUGUCGCUUGUUGCCCAUGAAUACAAUUUCUUGAAAAAGAGUUUCUACUUUAACCAAGUCCUCGAGCAACGAGCAUCGAAAGAAGCUGAAGUUGAAAAGUUGAAGGCCAAGAAUGCAGAGACAAUGGAAAUCAUGACGGCAAUGAGGAAAGAAGUUCCUCAUUUAUUCAAUAAUGACGAUGUCGUGUUUACAUUUAUAAACAAACGCAAAGUGGAAAACUUUGAGUAUGUGCGUGGAUGGAAAAUCAAUCCAAACAAUUACCAAGUUGGUGACGCCAUAGUGGUGAGUAAAGAUCAUCGAUACUUUUGGGACACUGAUCUCAACAAUAACAAAUUGAGAAACGAACCAAAACAAAUCAAACUGGUGCUAGUGUCUCUAUUGCACAAUGAUAACAAGGUGCAGUUGAAAUUCGUUGGAUCGCCAUAUGGUGGAUUACUAUACUUUAUGAAUUACGUUCAUGAUUUUGGAAUUGUGGGGUACUUGGGACUCAUUGCCUUGGUGUAUGCAUUGGUGAUGGUACCUAUGAGAUUUAGAAGACGCAAGAAUGGAUCACGGGGUAUAAUUGGAGUUAAUAAUGGAGCAUUUUUACCAAAGAAACUGAAUAAGGAUUAA